UCGCCAUCUUUAACGCGACGGAUUGGGUGCAAAAGUUCGUCUAUAGUUUUUCGCGUUUAAUUCGUGUGCCGUCGAACGGUUCAAGUCAUAUCGGUAGCAAAUUGUGGCUUGAGGUUUUGUGCUUUUUCUGUUUUUAAAUUUCUCAUAAACCGUAAGAAAAAUCAUCGAAAGAUUUUUCUUUUUUUCUAAUUCGACGUGUACAAUCAUGGCCAACUAAAAGAUGUCUGCAAGCAAAGUGUUAUUCGUUAGCAGCAGCAGCGCUCCGUUCUGUGGAGAAAUUUUCCGUCGUUCAGAGCCGGAUCCGUUUCGGACUCAGCUGGCAGCUAGUUGUCAGCUAAACUCUAUUAUUUUUAACAUAUUUGUAAGCCUCUUUCACUCCGGUAUAAAUGGAGAAGAAUCGUUUUUCGAACCAGAACCUGUCCAAAGGACAGAUAACUGAAACAAAAAAAGGUCAAGUUUCAGAUAAGUGGCCACGCUAUUCUAAACGUCGUGAACAGCCAAACGUUAGCGGUUCUAAACCGGAAAAUUAUCGAAACUGCAGUGGAAAAGCUCAAACUGUGGGUAAAGCUCGCAAUCAAACAAACUACAACUAUGAUAAGCGCUCGAAACAGCGUCCGGAUGGAGUCAGUGAAGGUUAUCCAGAAAAUGAAAAUAAUCAACUUGAAGAACAGAACACGGGAACCGGAUUAGCACCCUCUGUUCUAUUUCCUGUAAGCCAUGAAUUACAUUCGGUGUUUUCACCUGGUUCCAAGAAGCAAAGUUUAAACCAUUUGCUGAACUUUCAUUAUGAGCCUCGUGAGCAUGAUCUUCCAACACGUUUUAGUAAAACGGGAAACAAUCGUAGCUACGUCAGGAAGAUGAUUUACAACAAAGAACAGUUUCUGCAGGCAAAUUGUCAGUUCGUCGUACGUGCUCAUGAGAACUAUGUUGCCAAUAUUGCGUGCCCCGAUCAAUUGGUGGAUUGGGCAAAAAUAGAACAGAUUCAUAUCCUUAGUUACGAAGAACCGCAGUGUCCAAUUUGUUUGUAUCCGCCGGUUGCUGCCAAAAUGACGAAAUGUGGUCAUGUGUACUGCUGGCCCUGUAUUCUGCACUAUCUCGCACUAUCGGAUAAAGCUUGGCGUAAAUGUCCUAUUUGUUUUGACGCCAUACACUUACCGGAUCUUCGAAGUGCGGUUUCAAAACCGUUUCACCCGUACACGGUUGGAGAAAUCGCAACAUUUCAAUUGAUGCGUCGCGAAAAAGCCUCAACGAAUGUUGCACUUGUUGCUGAAUUAAAAAACGAGCAGCCGGAAAUACCUUACUUUUGCUCAAAAACAGGUAAUACGACGCUUUCCAAAUUACUCCUGGCAGAAACGCCAGAGAUACUCAAUAUAAUUGCUCGAGAACAGAAAGAACUGGAAAAUCAAAUGGUUGUGGAUGGUGUUGAUUGUCCGGAAAAUAUAUUUGUGGAACAAGCACUCGAACAAUUGAAAGAGCGCAAAGAAGGCAUUAUGUGCGAUAAAGUUAUUGCGUUGCCAGUAGAUCAUCGCAACAAAGAAAGCGAUACAAGCGUAAUAGACGAACAUCAAACAAGCAUGCUGUUGGAUGAAGCUGCAAACAUCACUUCAAUGUUAGAUAUCACAGGAAAUCACAAACAGGGAGAUUUCAUGAUUGACGAAGACAGCAACUUUUUGCUGAGUGAUGUCGACAUUAUCCCUACAGCGACAUGUGCUUCGGAUUAUUUUUACUUUUAUCAAUCAACAGACGGUCAACCGCUUUAUUUGCAUUCACUUAACACGCGUAUGCUGCAAACAAUGUAUGGAAGCUUAGACAAGAGUCCACUAAUCAUCACUGGCAAAAUUGUUCACAAAGAUAGCUGUUCAAUGUCCGAGGAUUUGAGAAAAAGAUUGAAAUAUUUGCAGCAUCUACCCGUUUGCACCCCGUUCGAGGUAGUCGAAAUCGAGCUUGGAAACGGUAUUGUUUCAUCCGAAGUGAUGGCGAAAUUCAAAGAUGAAAUUUCCAGCCGUCGCAAGGAUAGACAGAAACGUGCCCGCGCAGAACGAAUCCGAGAGAGACAAAUUUUUGAGUUUAACGAACGCCAACUGGGAAAAUCCCUUGCACGAUCUGCUAAAAUUCCAAUCAACUCAACAAAACAUUUUCCUUCGUGCGGGAAUGCUGAGAUGUACGACUUCAGCCAUGAUCCUCCCCUCGGAUUUAGUCCUUCAAGUAGUGACAUGUCUGCUUCUCCCAGUGUGAUCAGCGCAGAGCCUUCAUGGUCGAAGAUGCUGUGUACCUCGCCGCCAUCUUCCUCUUGGCCAAUACUGCCAUCUGGAGGCGCUGUUUAUGCUGCCCCAACACCAAAGCUUAUACAAGUAACAGGUUCUAAAAUGAUCACCAGUGUUUCGCGCCAACCUUCCAAGUGGCGUUUUCCUUCCGAGAGCGAUGGCGACGAUAAUAUCGAGGAACAUCAGGCAGCCCGGGAUUCGAAAUUUGGAGAGGAUUUGAGCUCGGCAAUUGGAGCAGCUCUCGAAAGGGCCACAUUGCAUUGCGAAGUUGCUACCAGUGAAGACGGAAGUUCGGGAAAAUUCAAAGGCUCUGUACCCAAAAACGUCGGCGCGGGCAGUGGUGCGAAGAAGAAGAACAAGAACAAGAAAACAUUGCUGUUUGCUUCUGGAAUGAAUCUAUAUUAGCUCGUUUUCAACUUUGGCAACUUGGCAUUAAUCAUUUAUCAAUAUAACAGGUAUAUCAUCCAAAGUCACUAUUGCAUAACGUUGACGUGGUUAUUUUAUGUUUCUGGUUUUGUUUAACUAUUGAUUUUUUUCGAUAUGUGCUUUGUACAUUAAAACUAAGUUUGAAACAAUGUAGUUCAGAGCAAAAAUCCUUAAAUAAAGCUUGGCUUCGGUCCUAUUUAUCGCAUACGGAA
Topomyia yanbarensis is the source of this 2902-nucleotide messenger RNA. RefSeq names its product E3 ubiquitin-protein ligase RNF10. The coding region runs from base 387 to 2669 and encodes 760 amino acids. The record is from RefSeq and is a predicted model, not a curated record. The transcript is spliced from 6 exons. Gene Ontology annotation, biological process: positive regulation of transcription by RNA polymerase II. Gene Ontology annotation, molecular function: metal ion binding; transcription cis-regulatory region binding. Lineage: Eukaryota; Metazoa; Arthropoda; Insecta; Diptera; Culicidae.